CUCGUAAUUAUUCACUUUUUGGGUCUGCAAUUCUUCCAUUACAUCUCCUCACCCUCUGUCCCCUUGUUUCUCUCUCUUUCGACCUACAGAUUUGGUGUAAUUCUUUGGGUGCGUUAGAUUUCUUGAUUUUUUUUGUUUCUUUGCUUUGCCCCGGCGGAGCAGUUUCUUGAUUUUCAUUUCCAUUUGAUAAAAGAUAAAGAAAAAAAGAGAUCAGAUUUGUGUUGUAGAAUCAUUAGAUCAGGGGGGGAAAAUGGUUGAAACGCGGCGGAGCUCGUCUUCCUCCUCCAAGCGCCCUCUCUCUUCGCCUUCGUCUUCUCCGCCUAAUGGAAAACGAUCCAAAGCGGUGGAGCCGUCUUGUCCAUCGACGAGCCGUUCGUCGCCAUCGGGGGAAGUCGUGGGCGCGGCCGUGGAGAAACAGUUGGAGCACGGAUCCGCUGAUCUGGUUGACUCCGCCGCCGUGAAUCAGUCAGAUUAUGCGGCGGCUGAGGGGGCCCUGGGAGCGGCCAUGGAAGGCGUUUCGGUAAUUGAUGGAGAGACCGGAAAGUCGAAUGGGACUUCAGUGAAUAGGGGGAAGAAGCGGCAACCGAAAUCUAGCGGUGGAGUUGCAUGGGGGAAGCUCCUUUCACAGAGUUCACAGGAUCCACAUGUGACCAUAGAGAGUCCUACUUUCACUAUCGGUCAUGGUCACCAAUAUGAUCUAUGUCUAGACGAUCCAAGUGGCAGUAAAUCCUUGUGCAAUCUGAAGCGCAUGGAGCCUGAGGGAGGUGAACCUGUUACUUUGCUUGAAAUCACUGGGAAGAAAGGAGCCGUACAGGUUAAUGGGAAGGUUUAUUCCAAAGAUACCACUGUUCCUCUAAAUGGAGGGGAUGAGGUUGUUUUCAGCUCAACUGGUAGACAUGCUUAUAUUUUUCAACAUCUGAUCAGCAGUGGCGAAUCUUCAACGGGCGUCUCUCCCUCAGUUGGCCUAUUAGAGGAUCAUGAUGGUUCCAUAAAAGGAUUCAACAUUGAGGCUAGAUCUGGGGAUCCUUCUACCGUGGCUGUUGCCUCAACAUUGGCAUCACUAUCAAAUCUCAGUAACCAAUUAUCUCUUCUUCCUCCAUCAGCUCGCAAUGGCAAAGAAAUACAACAAGGUUCUGAAAUACCAUCUGUUGCUUCUGCAUGUGAAGUUCCUGAUACUUGUGUUGUUGAUACUGAAAUGAAAAAUGCUUCUACCCAUAAUGAUCAUGCUUCUGCAUCAGUUAUAGAGAAUACUGGCGCACCUCCUGCUGAUACUGCCAAUGAUAAUUUGAAUAUCAAUGCUGAUAGUGGUGGAAAGAUGGCAGGGGAAAAUGAUAGUUUGAGACCAGUCAUACAUUAUCUUUCCAGUCCAACAGAUCAAGUAUUUGAUAUGACCGACAACUUAUCAAGACCUCUUGAAGAGCACAGGGUACCAAGAGAUCAUUGCAAGGGUUCUGAUCCUAUGCUUACAAGUCCAUCAAGACCUACCGCAUACUCACCAAGACAUCAAGGCUUCAAAGAUUGUUUGCAGCAAGGGCUAAUUGAUUGCGAUGCCAUUGAUGUUUCAUUUGAUAAUUUCCCAUAUUAUUUGAGUGAGACAACCAAGAAUGUUCUCGUUGCUUCGACAUACAUAAACCUAAAGUGCACAAAAUUUACAAGGUUUACUUCAGAUCUGCCUACAGUGUGCCCUAGAAUUUUAUUAUCAGGUCCAUCAGGUUCUGAUAUAUAUCAAGAAAAAUUGACCAAGGCCCUUGCCAAGUAUUAUAGAGCUAGGCUCCUUGUAGUUGAUAAUAUUCUUCUACCUGGUGCCUCGGUGCCAAAAGAAGCUGAAUCUUUGAAAGAUAGCUCAAGGAUUGAGAAAGCUAGUAUUUUUGCGAAACGAACUACUACUACUCUACAAAUUAAAAAACCAGCAUCAAGUGUGGAGGCUGAUAUUACAGGUGGUUCAGCUAUAAGCUCUCAGGCUCAGCCCAAGCAGGAAGCAUCUACUGCAUCAUCUAAAAACUACACUUUUCGCAAAGGAGAUAGAGUAAGAUUUGUGGGUUCUGUGCAAUCUGGACUUCCACCUACUCAAACUCCAAUCAGAGGAGGUCCCCAUUAUGGUUGCAGAGGAAGAGUGCUGCUUUCUCUGGAAGAAAAUGGUGCCCCCAAAGUUGGGGUCAGAUUUGAUAAAGCAAUUAGUAACGGUACUGACCUAGAGGGACGCUGUGAGGCAGAUCAUGGUUUCAUGUGUUCUGCCGAAUAUUUUCGUCUUGAUGCCGCAUUUGGUGAUGACUUUGAUAGAUUUGUAAUUAAUGAAAUCUUUGAGGUUGCUUCCAUCGCAAGUAAAAAGGGUCCAUUAAUUUUGUUUGUGAAAGAUGUUGAGAAAUCCUUGCUGGGAAAUUCUGAGGCCUAUGCGUGUUUUAAAGUUAAGCUUGAAAGUCUUCCUGAUAAUGUUGUUGUAAUAGCUUCACAUACCCAGACAGACAACAGAAAAGAGAAAUCUCAUCCUGGUGGGGUACUCUUCACAAAAUUUGGAUCCAACCAAACAGCAUUACUUGACCUUUCCUUUCCGGAUAAUUUUGGUAGGCUGCAUGAUAGAAGUAAGGAAAUGCCAAAAACAAUGAAGCAGCUCAGUCGUCUUUUCCCAAACAAAGUGACCAUACAGCUUCCUCAGGAUGAAAUUUUGAUAUCGGACUGGAAGCAACAGCUAGAACGAGACGUUGAAACUAUGAGAGCACAAGCCAAUGUUGCCAGCAUUCGAACAGUUCUAAAUCGGGCCAGCCUUGAUUGUCCCGACUUGGAAUCAUUAUGUUUUAAAGACCAAGCUUUGACUAGUGAAAGUGUCGAAAAGGUGAUUGGUUGGGCUUUAAGUCACCACAUUAUGCAUUUCUCUGAGCCUUCACUCCAAGUGCCUAAAUUUGUAAUUUCAAGUGAGAGUAUUAAAUAUGGACUUGAUAUUCUUAUGGGCCUUCAAAACGAAAACAAGAGUACAAAGAAAUCUCUGAAGGAUGUGGUUACUGAGAAUGAAUUUGAGAAAAAGCUCCUUGGUGAGGUUAUACCACCUGGUGAUAUUGGAGUUACGUUUGAUGACAUUGGAGCGUUGGACAAUGUGAAGGAGACUUUAAAAGAAUUGGUAAUGCUACCUCUGCAGCGUCCCGAGUUAUUCAGCAAAGGUCAACUUACGAAGCCAUGUAAGGGAAUAUUGCUCUUUGGCCCCCCUGGUACUGGCAAAACAAUGCUUGCAAAAGCUGUUGCGACUGAAGCUGGAGCAAAUUUUAUUAAUAUAUCAAUGUCGAGCAUAACGUCAAAGUGGUUUGGUGAAGGAGAGAAAUAUGUCAAAGCUGUCUUCACUUUGGCUAGCAAGAUUUCACCUAGCGUUAUUUUUGUUGAUGAGGUUGACAGCAUGUUAGGGCGGCGUGAAAACCCAGGUGAACAUGAAGCCAUGCGGAAAAUGAAGAAUGAAUUUAUGGUGAACUGGGAUGGUUUGCGAACAAAGGAUAAGGAAAGGGUGUUAGUUCUCGCGGCAACAAAUAGGCCUUUUGAUCUUGACGAGGCUGUAAUCAGGAGGCUUCCAAGAAGGUUGAUGGUCAGUUUGCCAGAUGCUCAGAAUAGGGAGAAAAUAUUGAAAGUCAUAUUGGCCAAGGAAGAGUUGUCCCCUAAUACCGACCUUGGGGCGGUUGCCAAAAUGACCGAGGGAUAUUCAGGAAGUGACCUAAAGAACCUGUGUGUGUCGGCUGCGCAUUGCCCAAUAAGAGAAAUAUUGGAUAAGGAAAAGAAGGACAAAGCCAUGGCAACGGAGGAGCAAAAACCAUUACCUGCAUUGCACAGCGGCACUGAUGUCCGUCCCCUGGUCAUGGACGACUUCAAAUACGCACACCAACAGGUGUGUGCGAGUGUUUCAUCCGAAUCGCAGAACAUGAAUGAGCUUCAACAAUGGAAUGAACUGUAUGGGGAGGGUGGUUCCAGAAAGAAAGAAUCCCUCAGCUACUUCAUGUAGAGUUGGGGGCGAGAGAGAGUUCGUAUAUGCUGCUGGGAGCUGUAUAGUGAUAGACUUUGUAGGCUAUUUUUUCUCUUUUUUUGGUACCUACCCUCCCCCUGCCCUAUACACUAUCAUUAUUGUUACCUGAAAUGGUGUAGGAAUCCAAUUUCAGGCCCUGAUGAGUUCAAUAAAUCUUCUUCCCCGACUGCUGUAUAUACCAUACAUACAUAGUUAUACCAUGUCUACUAGAAGUAUGAUGAUUGGCAAGUCUUGGUUGCAUUU
This is a messenger RNA of Andrographis paniculata, 4240 nucleotides long. RefSeq lists its product as uncharacterized. Lineage: Eukaryota; Viridiplantae; Streptophyta; Magnoliopsida; Lamiales; Acanthaceae. Gene Ontology annotation, molecular function: ATP hydrolysis activity; ATP binding; protein binding. The record is from RefSeq and is a predicted model, not a curated record. Bases 251 to 3976 code for a protein of 1241 amino acids. The transcript is spliced from 27 exons. Gene Ontology annotation, cellular component: mitochondrial outer membrane.